UCCAUCGAUCACUGCUUUGUCAUUCAUUUGUUGGAUAUGGAAGAAGUCAGUGACAGCCCAACAAAUUGGUUCUGGUCUACGUGGCCUAGGCAUAGGCUCGUUUGCGCUUGAUUGGUCAACAGUUGCUGGUUUCGUAGGAAGUCCUUUAGCCACUCCUGGAUUUGCCAUCAUGAACAUACUGGUCAGUUACAUAGUAUUUGUGUACAUAGUUAUCCCCACUGCUUACUGGACCAACUUGUUUGGAGCAAAGCGAUUUCCAAUUGUUUCUGCGCAUGUGUUCAACGAUGAAGGAGGACUCUACAAUGUCUCCUUAGUUUUGAACGAUCCAACCUUCCAUUUCAAUCGACAAGGAUAUGAUAGUUACAGCAAAGUUAAUCUAAGUAUUGUAUUUGUAUUCUCUUAUGGUUUAAGGUUUGCAGCAUUGGCUGCUACAUUAUCUCAUGUUGCACUCUUCUAUGGGAGGUAUGUCUAUAUCUUUUCCCCUCAUAUGAUCGAAUAAAUAUAUGUAUGUGAUUGUCCUUGAUCGCAAUCAAUUUGUCAUUUGAUUGGCACUGGCAGGACAAUUUGGGAACAAACGAAGGUAUCGUUCCAAGAUAAGAUAGGGGAUGUACAUACAAGGCUGAUGAAGAAAAACUACGAUGUGGUGCCUCAAUGGUGGUUUUACGCGAUCCUGAUGUUGGUUGUUGGAUUAUCCAUGCUUGCUUGUGAAGGGUAUGGCAGACAAUUACAGCUCCCUUACUGGGGAGUCCUACUGGCAAUGGCCUUGGCUUUUGUCUUCACUUUGCCUAUCGGCGUCAUUACAGCUACCACAAACCAGCAACCGGGACUAUAUGUGAUCACUGAGUUAAUUAUCGGCUUCAUGUAUCCGGGGAAACCUCUUGCCAAUCUUACCUUCGAAACUUACGGUUACAUAAGCAUGUCACAAGCAAUCAUGUUUCUCUCAGAUUUCAAGCUUGGCCAUUACAUGAAAAUCCCUCCAAAAUCCAUGUUUGUUGUUCAGUUAGUAGGAACAAUAGUUGCAUCAUCAGUCUACUUUGGCACGGCUUGGUGGCUACUGAGCACAGUGCAAAACAUAUGUGAUCCAUCAAAAUUGCCACAAGGAAGCCCGUGGACGUGCCCUGAAGACGAUGUUUUCUACAACGCGUCGGUGAUAUGGGGGGUGGUUGGUCCACUACGAAUGUUUGGAAGCCUUGGGUUAUAUCAAAAGAUAAACUAUUUCUUUCUGAUCGGAGCAAUAGCACCACUGCCGGUUUGGUUACUGUCUCGGAAGUAUCCGGAGAAAAAGUGGAUAAAAUUGAUAAACAUGCCUAUUCUUAUAGGAGGUGCAGGGGGUUUGCCACUUGUGAAGGCAGUGAACUAUAGGUGUUGGUUGGCUGUGGGUAUUGCCUUCAAUUUUGUGGUAUAUAGGAGAUACAAGGGGUGGUGGGUUAGGCACAACUAUAUUCUCUCUGCUGCCCUUGAUGCUGGGGUUGCUUUCAUGGCCAUUCUAUGCUAUUUCACUUUGCAAAUUAGGGAUAUCAAUGGAAUCAAAUGGUGGGGCAUGGCUUUAGAUGAUCAUUGCCCUCUAGCUAAAUGCCCUACUGCCCCUGGUAUUGUGGUUCAAGGCUGUCCUGUUUUCCAUUAAAAAAAUUAUUAUAAUAACAAUUUUAAAAAUUGGGUUCAUUUUGCUUUCCUGAUUAUUUUUUAUGUACUGUAUCUGUGUGAAUGCAUAACAUUAAUUCUCUUUCUUUGUAUAGAAUAUUGUAAAUUUUAAAUGCAGUCACCAAAAAUUGUAUACCUAUACUUCUCUAAAAGAGAAAAUGGUACUAUAUGAAAC
Molecule: messenger RNA, 1816 nt
Organism: Camellia sinensis
Lineage: Eukaryota; Viridiplantae; Streptophyta; Magnoliopsida; Ericales; Theaceae
Source: RefSeq, a predicted model, not a curated record